UUAGGAAAGACCUGCUGGCCAUGGUGGUGCAGGAGUCUGAUGCCAUGCUGAGAGAGGGCUACAAGCUCCUCUUUGACCACCUGUAUGAGCACAGCAUCCCUCUGCUCAUCUUCUCUGCUGGAAUAGGAGACAUCCUGGAAGAGGUUAUUCGCCAGGCUGGAGUCUUCCACCCCAACGUCAAAGUCUUCUCUAACUACAUGGAUUUUGAUGAGUCUGGAGAGUUGAGGGCUUUCAAGGGAGAGCUGAUCCACAUCUACAACAAAAGGGAAGGUGCGCUGCUCAACACUGGCCAUUUCCAGGAGCUGCGGACGCGGCCUAAUGUGCUACUGCUGGGAGACUCUCUGGGAGAUCUGACCAUGGCUGACGGGGUGCACGAUAUGGAAAACAUUCUCAAGAUCGGGUUCCUCAAUGACAAGGUGGAGGAGAGGAAGCAAUCUUACUUGGACUCAUAUGACAUUGUGUUGUUAAAAGAUGAGACCUUGGAAGUCCCUAAUGCUAUAAUGCUCUACCUUACUGGCAAUAAUUGAACUGAGAAUUAAGAACACCAUUGGCCAUUUGGUAUUGAACACCCCAGUGCCAUCAGUUGAGGAAGCCCCUGCUCAGGAAGUGCCAGUUGAAGGCAUAUUUACAACCAACUAAGAAUGUUUCAUGAUAAUUUAUUAUUUUAAAAAACUAUUCACAAGUCCAGUUGACAGCCACAGUUCACGUACACCACGUCACCCUUUUAUACCCUUUUUUGUUCAUUGGCCUUCCUCUCAUGUUUAUGGUUAAACUGCUUUUGGGCCAUACUGUAUGUGAUGAAAGCCAUAUUUGCAACAUCAACCUACUGUGCAGCAUGUAAAGAGUGUGUGGAUAUGGGUGUUUUCUUAAUUUGUUUAUUUGGGGAAGAGAUAAGAUAAGAUUUGUCUUCACAUAGGAUGUAAUGAUAAAGGGAAAGAAAAACGCAAAACAUAAAUGACAGUACUUGACUUGGUAUCUGGUUUGAAACUGAUUUCGAGCCUCCUACAAUAAAGCUCCUUUCCCGCUAAUUUCCCGCUAAAAACUGAAAAGUUUUUUAAAAGAUAUAAUGUUUUCUUACUUUGUCAAGUCUUCCAAGUUUUUGGCCAUAUUGUCAAGCUUACAGUACAUGUUGUAUUUUUUAUGAAAACUAUUGUUUUUGUUGUGUUACACCACUGUGCUAGGUGCUGAACUAUGACACCUACACCUGUGUUUAAGAGUAAAAUAAAUGGGUAAACAAAAAUUUAAAAAAAAAGUCUACCAUACUUAAAAAGUAUUGUAGAGGUAACUGAGAGGUCGAAUUAAUGGUAAGAACUAACUACUACCUGUGUUACAGUAUUAUAGUAACAGGAUUUUCAGAUUUCUGUUGGUAUUUUACAUUAUUUCACCUUCACAGUCAUUUUAACAUUAUGGUUUUGAAAUUUUUUUUGAUACUUUCUGCACUGCAACAAACAAAAAUUCAUAAAACUCAACUACAUAUUAACACAACUACAGGUUAAUAAUACAAUAUCCAAAAUAAAAAUGUGUGCCAUGUACAGUCAUUCAUGAA
This is a messenger RNA of Sander lucioperca (pikeperch), 1546 nucleotides long. Its product is annotated as cytosolic 5'-nucleotidase 3-like. Gene Ontology annotation, molecular function: 5'-nucleotidase activity; magnesium ion binding. Gene Ontology annotation, cellular component: cytoplasm. NCBI's taxonomy places the organism in Eukaryota, Metazoa, Chordata, Actinopteri, Perciformes, Percidae. The transcript has 4 exons. Bases 21 to 527 code for a protein of 168 amino acids. The record is from RefSeq and is a predicted model, not a curated record.